Mytilus trossulus (common blue mussel) is the source of this 4465-nucleotide messenger RNA. RefSeq names its product homeobox protein Nkx-6.2-like. The record is from RefSeq and is a predicted model, not a curated record. Lineage: Eukaryota; Metazoa; Mollusca; Bivalvia; Mytilida; Mytilidae. Gene Ontology annotation, molecular function: DNA-binding transcription factor activity, RNA polymerase II-specific; RNA polymerase II cis-regulatory region sequence-specific DNA binding. The transcript is spliced from 3 exons. Bases 287 to 1081 code for a protein of 264 amino acids. Gene Ontology annotation, cellular component: nucleus. Gene Ontology annotation, biological process: regulation of transcription by RNA polymerase II; cell differentiation.
AUUGAUAACUCUUAACUUUCAUUCCAUGUGUUCUAAACAAAUUUGUAAAUCUAAGUGGUCAACGUGUGAUAAAUUGAACAGUGAAAACAGUAUUAUCGCAGACGUAUAUUUGAUUUUAUUCUAUGUGUAUCAGUUUUUGAAAGAGACAUUACCUAUUUGUCAAAGGAAAUAUUCAAACUAUUUGAAAGUAUCCAGAGUCAUGUCACACUAUCGAAUAAUGGAGAUGCACAAGUGAAUUAAUAUAAACACCUUAAUUUUUUAAUACUUUUUUUUAUUAACGAAAAUCAUGUUGUUGGAUAGCUUUAUGAAUGACACUAACGGAAACGCUGCUUACCAAGCAAACUCUAGUCCUAGUAUGGCUUCCAUUCUAAAUAUGAAUGGAAAUGUGGCGAUGGAAAAUUCUAGACAGUCCGCUUUUGUUCUAAGUAGUCCACCGCUAGCUGCUUUACAUAAUAUGACAGAAAUGAAGACACCAGUUUCAUCAUCUUCAAACUUUUUUUCACAAAAUCAAUCGGCGUCAGCUGCUUGGAAACAUGCUUUUAACAACGGUACUCCUCACGGUAUAAAUGACAUUUUGGGUAGACCGCUUGGACUAGCGGGUUUCAAUGCUGCAGGAAUGUAUUUAAACCCUAGAGCUAGAUUUCCUAAACUUGCAGAACUUCCAGGCAGACCUCCUAUAUACUGGCCCGGAAUAUUUAAUGGACCAAAUCCUUGGAGAGCUUCAGGCUCGAAUGUAGUCAUGGACAAGGAUGGGAAAAAGAAACACACACGGCCGACAUUUUCCGGUCAGCAAAUAUUUGCUUUAGAGAAAACAUUUGAACAGACAAAGUAUUUAGCGGGUCCAGAAAGGGCAAGACUUGCUUAUGCGCUUGGGAUGUCUGAAAGUCAAGUCAAGGUGUGGUUUCAAAACAGACGCACAAAAUGGAGAAAGAAACAUGCUGCUGAAAUGGCUACAGCUAAAAAGAAACAAGAGCAAGUUGAGGACAUGGAAGGAAAUUCGGAUAUAGACGAAGACACGUCAGACAGUUCCGGAAAACUAAACGAUCAUUUAAGUGACUACCUUGAUUCUAAUUUAUCGUAAAUAUGAAUCUCAUAUAACGUUGCAAUGACAAGGCUAUAUAGUGCUAUAUGUGGAAACGGAUCCGUCAACUAUUGAUGGUGGAAUUAAUUAACAAAGUUGCAAUAACAUUAUCAUGUGCCAUGUGUUCACAGCACACCACGUGAUUUUCCUUAAAAAUGCUAUAUGUGGACACUGGCUGGAUCUUUCUACAUUGCAAUAUAGUAUUUGACUAGCAGAGAGAAAGACAGUAAAAAAAGUUGACAUGUUAGUUAUUAAGUUAGCCUUUAAGGUAAAGGUCAUAUGAACUCACUUUGUAUUUAUUGUUCUUGGUGUUAUUAUGAGAUGUACAUUAUAUUUUAUUUCUUCAGUAUAUGUGAGAGAUGUAUAUUUAAUUCACUGCCAUCAAUAUUCAUUAGUUAAGAGGAAUAUUUCCUCCUUAACCGAGCAUGCCACCAAGGAGUUGGAUUAAAAUCUUUGACCCCAAAUUAAUACACAAUACUAUAAACAGUGAAAGUUAAACUACCCCUUUUAGCGAGCAACAAAUAAACAAAACUGUAACUGUUUACUUCAUCAGGUACAAUUUGAAAUAUUAACAGUGACUUGAGGUCAUCUGUCUCAUAGUUAUAGUUUAAACUAUCGUUUGGAGUCCGCCUGCAGUCAACUUCUUUUUACAAUUGUGUUUUCCGGUAAAUUUACUGAUGCUAUCUGAACCAACUUUAAUUGUUUUGUCAAAAAUCAUGGGUAGUUUUUUUCUUCUUCAUUCCAAUUGUUUCACAUUUUUUGACAUGUCGGGACAUAUAAUAGAUGACUAUACGGUAUGGGAUUUGCUCAUUGUUGCAGAUCGUCUUAAGACCAAUAGUCCACAUUUGGGCUCCUAUUUCCCAAUUGAUCGGUUUGGUUUAAUGCCAAAUAUGUUUACAUUUACAGAAAAGCCAAUAAUAAGGAAUUCAAUUAUAUGGGCUUUCUAAAAUUUGUCCACUUCAACAUUGUCCAAGUAAUAAAAUUUCAGUUUUUUAUUAUUCAAACACAAUACCCAAUUAAACAUGCUUUAAGAAUAAAACUGUUCAUGUCUAGAUCUUUAGGUACAAUAUUGUAAGUACUGAAUAAACAUCGAAAGAGAACUAAAGUACUACAUCCAUAUCUGAAAAUAUCAUUUUUUCAAUGUUUUAUUUAUUUGUAUCAAAUGACUUGCAGUAUUUUGAUUAUUUCAUACCCUGGAUUGAAUAUUGAAAUGCGACUUAUGUCCUAUUUCGUCAAUGGUCCACCUGUGUUUUAUCUUUGUACGAUUCCAACGAAUAUUUUACCAAAACGUUAAGUGUUGUAAAUCCCCCAAUAGUCUUUUAAAUUCGGUUCGAUGUUUGCUUUUUACUUAAUUAUAUCCAUAUUUUAGCCAAUAUACCUGUUUCGUCUCUGUUAUUCGAAAUCUGUGAUAAGCUAUACAUGAUACAGGGUUACAGGUACAUUCUUGUUUAUCUAUACCUUUCAAAGUCUUUUCUAAGCGACUAUUUUAUUUAAAAAUAAUGUUUCAAAGUCCGGAAGUGAAGGAUUUUUGUCAUAUUGUAAUAGAUUUAUCGGCCUAUCGAAAUAAUACAGCUUUCUAAAAUUUUAUAUUUUAGGGUAGUUUGACAGAAUUGUUCAUUUUUUUUAAGGUCAUAAUUUCAGGUUUUAGAAAUUGUUUUGUUGAACCAUUAUCACAAAUGGCUAUGUUAUGUUGCUAUUAUUUCCUUCCAAUUUUAGACAUUUCAUCAUUUAUAGAAAAGAUUAAAUCUAAUUAUGCAUAGUUGGUUUUGAAAGAAACCCAUGGCAAAUAUCAUUUUUAAAGAGUAACAGUAGCAGGAAAUUGCCUCCCCUUUUUCUUAAAAGGGAACGUAUAGGCAAACCCGGAAAUAUUUUUUGAUUGAAAUUAUUUUACAAAGUAAGUAAAUGGGAGGCCCAGGAACGAGAAAAGUAAUCAAUUUUAAACGUCAUAUAGUCAUUUGUACCUUAAGCCAUAAAAUCCAAUAAGAGGUCGACCCUUUAAACGUUGGUACUUUAUUUUCAUACAAUGAACUUUAAGGAAAUUAAAGUCUGUAAAUAGAUUUAACCUCAUGCUAGACCAAAGAACGCUAGUAGGGACAAUUCUAUUCAAACGGUUGUUCAAUAACAACCACGACUUUUCAAUAUAUCACCCAAUAUUGACAGAGGAAAGCUUAUAUUCAUUAGUCUAUCAUUAAUCAGGAUUUUGUUAUCAAAAGCUUAUUUAGCUCUCGCCACCUUCAACGGUGCCCGAGGAAUGUGCAAUGUGCCAUGUAAGGUUGUUAUCUUGAUAAAGAAAGGAAAUACAUUUCUUGCUGUGUCCAAAUCUUGCCACUUUUUCAAAAUGACUUUGAAAAAUUGCUUAAAAUACGUAAAUGAAUUUAUUUGUACUAUUUUAGAAAUUAAAGUAGCCAUAAAACGUUUGUUACGUGUAAAUAAAUCCCAUUUCAUCUAGAUAUUUUAAGGAUAACAAAUGUUUAGAUACAGGAUAAAAGAAGAAUUCUACGUGUAAUUAAUCACUAUUCUUUUAAAAAUAUUUGUAUAAUUGACAAUGUUUUAAUAGCAUUAUUUAUCCUUCCUCUCAUCAGUAUGUAAGAAAUGAUGAAAAAAUCCUCGGUAACUAUUCUUUGUAGAUACAAAAAUGUAUUAACAUACAUAUUGAUAUAUGUGAAAUGUAAGAAAACAAAGGGAUAAUGAUUUUCAUUUGUAGUGCAAUAUCAGCAAUAAGAAUUUAUGACAUCAGAUCUUCCAUAGAUCUGUUUCCAAGAUUUACAUGUAGUUUAUUGAUUGUUAUUCUAAAACAAGACAUUGUAACUUUGUCUCUUAUAUUGGAUAGGGAAAAAGGGAUUCCGAUGGUAUUAUUUAAAUUUUUCACUUUCAUAAAUCAAACGUUAUAGUUUUAUCCAGUAUUCAUAUGAAACAAAUAUCCCUGAUCGGUUAAGAAAACAAAACAGCAUCUGACUGAAAAUCAAGAAGUGUGUGCAGAAAUGAUAUUAGAUGCAAAUUUAAUAAACAGACAAUAGUAUAGAAAAUUAAUUUAAAAAAGUUUAUAGUUUGGAACUUAUUUCUUCAUCCAAAUAUAAGAGACAAAGUUAUGCAGCUUCCUUAUCAUUUUUUUUUUACUAUUGGAGAAACCUUUCUGAGUUAAUUUUAAAGACGCAUGGCUUCUGAUGCUCUGUAGGUAAAUUGUAGAUUUACUUAAAUACCUUUCAACUUGUUAGGUAAAAUACAUGUAUUGUACUUAUAUACUACCGAAUUGUUAGAAAGUACUCUACAAGAUAGCGCCAAUAUUACUUUGGCAGUUAUAUGAAUCUUCUUUUUGAAGAAAUAUGUACAGGGGGAAUAAUUAUAUUAAUGUUUUUAUUUGAUAAAAAAUCAUGAAUGUAUAUG